CACGUGAAGAAGCUGUUUAUGGUGCGCUUGCUAUGGCGCGUUCCGUUAAUGUACCUUUCAUGCUAGUUUUAUUUUUGGUACUUUUCUGUAGUUCUUUUUCGGUGGUGUACGCUAUUCAAUCCAAUAUGAAAUCAGUUUACUGCACAAUAUCGAACAAUUGCGACUGUGACUUUAAUCCAGAUAUAAAAGGUUUAGAAUGGGACCUCUACAAAAAUGUAUACGGACAGCACCUAGCGCAGGAGGUGGUCUCGGAGGCUCUGGCAGGCUUCCUGCAGAUGGAGAGCCCCGAGCGGCCGCUGGUGCUGUCCUUCCACGGAGCCUCCGGGACAGGCAAGACGCUGGUCGGCUCCAUGGUGGGCCGCCACCUGUAUGGCGCAGCAAUGGGCAGCCCCUACAUUCACCAGUUCAUUCCCACCCUGCACUUUCCUAAGGCUGACCUGGUACAGCAGUAUACGAAGGAGCUCAGGCACUGGGUAGAAGGUAACCUCACCGCCUGUGCUCGCUCCGUUUUCAUCUUUGAUGAGAUGGAGAAGAUGCCCCCUGGCGUGAUCGACGUGCUGGUGCCUUUUCUGGGCCCCGACCACGUCCUGUUCCAGACCAACUACCGCAAGGCCAUGUACAUCUUCAUGAGCACGACUGGGGAGGAGAUCGUCAACCAGCUGACCCUUAAGACCAAGCUAAGGGGGCAGGAUCGGGAGGACAUCCGCCUUCGGGAUCUGGAAGCUUCCCUCGCACAAGCUGUGUUUAACAACCCGAACAGUGGAUUCUAUCAGUCGCAGAUCAUCCCAGAGAAGCUCAUCACCUUCUAUGUGCCCUUUCUGCCUCUGAGGCGGCACCAUGUGGAGCGCUGUGCCCGGCGAGAGCUGUGCCAGCGCGGGGCAUGCCAGCGCGCCGACGUAGCUGAAGCAGUGGGAGGUGCAGUCAGCUAUACCCUUCAUGACGGCCAGCAUUUCUCCAGCACUGGCUGUAAGUCGGUCAUAGCCAAAGUCAACCUCUUCCUUUGAGCCUGAAUUUUUUCGGAGGUGGGGGGGCAUCUCCCCAAGGCUCAGAGGGUGGGUGUUGUGGCGAUCCAUAAAAGCUCACCAGGCUCUGACUGAGACGUCUGGCAUCUGGAGCCCGGAGGCCUGUUUGGUGCCGUCUGCAUGGCCCAUCUACACCAUGUGCUGCCCAGAAACUGGCCCAACAUCCUGCUGUUGCCUUGUGACAAGCGGGGAGCUGCUGUCAGACUUUGAGAACCGCUACUGCAUGCAGUGACUGAAGCUGCGUUACACCCUGGUACCACCAUGUGGUCUGUCAUUUUUAUAGAAACAACCGGAAAUAGUCAAACCUUUUUGUCUUAAGUGCUAAUAUGGCUUAUCAGUCAGUUGUGUUUUAAGUGUAUUUUUUCUAUAGUCCACUUUGGUUUCUUAAGUUGGACGCAAAAUGCAUGCUAACAAAGCGGGUGAUUCGGUUUGCCGGUGAUACAUCCAUUUCUCAAAUAAUUUCUAUAGUUUUUCAUCCACACCAGUAAAUUGCAGUAAAUUUCUGUGAAAAACUCUGAACCGAUCACACUGCACUAAAGAGACGCUUUCAACAUGCCCCUUGUUGAGAUGCCUUGCAGUUUUCUGUUCGGACUACAAUCCAACUUAAUGCUACAAAUUACAGACAAAUAGAUUGACAAGAAAGGAGUGUUGUGGAGUAGAGAGACACCAAGUGCCUUUGCCCAAGUACAGUGGCUGAGAGUAAUUGAUUUUUAUGCAUUUAUCUCUUAUUUAUUUAUUUUAAUUCCUUUUUAAAGAACUGCCUCAAAUUUUGGAGCUGCUAUGGAAACACUGAAGCAGUUUUCGAUUAUUUGUUACGUUUAUGGUAAGGGAUAGUAAGCGCUCAUUUUUUGCACAAUCUCUUCUUUUGAUUUUAUGUUAAGGAACUUGAUGUAAUUUGAUCCCCCGAGUUUCUGUCCGAGAUGUACAAUUGUGUAUCAUAAACUAGUGUUGAUGAUGUUCAUAAGUGUUUCACCAGCUGAUGGUACCUCAAGGAACCCAAUAUGCCAGUGAAUUUAUUUAUGUUUACUUUUAGAUUAUUCAGUUUUUCUGGAAGGAUUAGUUGUCGUACUUUGUUUACACAGUGAGCUUAGCAGAUGCAGAAUGACUGAGUGACAGGUUAGGCAGAAUCACUUGUUUGUCUGCCCCUAGUUGCCCUUGGCUUGGUAUGAUGAAUCCACAUUUCAAUCUGCCCUGUUGCAAUAGUUGUGUGUUGCUUAACGGGAACUGCCCCCCCCCUCCCUUUCCUGUUGUGGUUGCCAUGGCUAUGUGCUGGAGAGACUGUGCCAUCUCCACGGAAGACUAGGUGUAUAACAGGUGGCACGGAGAGGUGGAGCAACCUGUAUGGUGAGAACUGCCACUGAACUUUUACGUCUGAUUCUUUGGUUUCCAAGAGAGAACAUGGUGAAGAAUCUACAGGCUGUAAUCUCUUCUGUUUAUAUUUUUAAAAGGUAAAGCCAAACAUGGUGAAAAGUCUGCUUUUAGCUUCAUACUUUAAGUGGUUAAGGUUGUAUCCUUAAAUAGCUGCCUUGUUAUUUUGUAAUCGAUAAACAAUGAAUAUUAUCACGAAAGCUUGAAAAUGCUUGAGGUCACAAAGACUCACGCUCACAUUCUAGCACAGACAUUGGUUGGGAAUUUCGCAGGAAUCCUGGUCCGACGUAGAAGUUUCAAGGACAUGGUGAGGGGUUCCGUAUUGGUCACAACUGUUUCCCAUGGACUUCAGGCCGAUUUUGGUGUCCUGCUGCCCCCCUGACCGCCCUCCCCCCCCCCCCCCCUCCACACAUGCACACCCCCUCCCAACUUUCCAUUACCACAUGAAUGCCAGGAUAAGGCCACUGCGGUCGUGGACAGCAACAGAAGGCAAGAGAUUUGCAAUUCAAUCCGCCACCAGAUCGGUACUGACCCGUCACAGGCCCUGACAGAGAGGAAUAGGGGGGGCGCCAAAGCAAGCACAGCUAAACCUGCCUCGGACCACUCAGGCCCUGCCCCCCAGGCACUUCUCACCAAGAGCCAAGGUUUAUUUGAAAUGUUUACAUCAAAAGCCUCUGAGACAAAAUUAUAAUUGAGAAAAAAUCAAGGCUGGUAUAUCAGACCACCUCUGUGUUUUACAGUGUUAUAUUUAUAUGUGUGAGUUGGUGAAUGGAUGAUAAGGAUCUCUGUAAAAGUAAACUCAUCACUGAUUCAAUGGA
Molecule: messenger RNA, 3208 nt
Organism: Brienomyrus brachyistius
Lineage: Eukaryota; Metazoa; Chordata; Actinopteri; Osteoglossiformes; Mormyridae
Gene: tor2a
Product: torsin family 2, member A
Exons: 5
Coding region: 33-1004 (323 amino acids)
Cellular component (GO): endoplasmic reticulum lumen; nuclear envelope
Molecular function (GO): ATP hydrolysis activity; ATP binding
Source: RefSeq, a predicted model, not a curated record